Molecule: messenger RNA, 3898 nt
Organism: Papilio xuthus (Asian swallowtail)
Lineage: Eukaryota; Metazoa; Arthropoda; Insecta; Lepidoptera; Papilionidae
Gene: tamo
Product: PUB and ZnF_RBZ domain-containing protein tamozhennic
Exons: 7
Coding region: 265-2547 (760 amino acids)
Cellular component (GO): cytoplasm
Source: RefSeq, a predicted model, not a curated record
CAAAUUUCUUGAUUUUGUUUUAAUUUAUUUAUUGAUAUCACUUCAACUCUAAUUACCUUCUAUAAUUCGCAAAGCGAUAUUUUGGAAAGUUGAAUUGUUUUAAAAUUUAAUUUUGUUUUUAUAAUUUGGGUCACUCGUUACGCUUCUUAUUUUGGGUGAACUAUUUUUGUCCGUUCGUUCUACAUUCGUGCGGAGAAAUAUAUUUUGACACCUAGGAAAAGAAUGUUCAUGUACGUGAUUUUUCUAUAAUUGGGUGUUUGGGUGAUGGUGAUGAAUGUAAUGGCGGGCAUGGGGGACACGGCGGUGCACGAGCGUCUGCCAACGCUGUGGCGCCGUAUUAAGAGUGUGCACUGUAAUUAUGUUGAAAUGGAAGACUGCCCGGAGAAAAUUACGUUGAAGAAGAAAUUGGAAGAUUACAUUAUGGAGUACCUGUCGUUAGUACCACCGGAGUGUAAAUUCAGUUUGGCUGUGACUGAGAGAGUGUUCCAGCGGACGAUAAAUGAAAUGUCUGACUUUAGUGCGUACCGCGCUGGUGUCGGCUGGGCGGCGAUAGAACGGUAUGCCAACAACGUCUUCACGCAGCCAUGGCGGAACGAGUAUAAAGUCAUCAGACUAUACUCUGGUUUCUACAAGCACGAUGUGGAGGCGAAUCUUGUGGGCGCGGACGGCAUGUUGCUGGCGCUGGGCUACAGGCCCGAGGACCGGUGCGCAGCGCGGCUCAAGCUCGAUGAGCCGACGUCUACUGAAGCAGCCCUCGCCGUCUCUAUAGACGCCAUUAUUGCACACUGCGAGUGCCAGAUAAUGUCGAAAGUGUUGGAGGACCUGUUGGGGCGCGGCGUGCGCGCCAGCUGGCAGGACGUGGUGCAUCAGCGCAAGGCACAGCUGGCCCAAGUGCAGCCCGCGCCACUCGUUGCCCCUCUCGUAGCGGGAUACUAUGGUGACGAUUCGGAACUCUACUCGAAUGUGGCCGUCACAGUAACGGCUGACACGCACCGCAUCAACAUGACCGAGGCCCAGUACAAUCCCAGCUUAGCGCAGUGUAACAACAUUUGUACAGAUGUGUCGCCUAUUGAGGAGCCGAUACCACCAAUGUUACAUCCUCCGUACAUGGUGUCUCCCCACAUGGUGUACCCGGCACCGCACCACAUGAACGACAUGCCCGUCCCGGUGCCCGCCGUCAUGACACCGUACGGCCCGGUGCAGUACUUCCCGGUGCAGGCGCCUUACAUGAUCCCUAUGCCCGUGUAUGCGCCGAUCAAACAUGCCACCAACAUCCCCGUCAAUGGCUACCCUCCCAUCCCGCAGUGCAGGUAUCCCUCGGGGCCUACGGUACCGACAGCACAGCUCAUAGAAUUGGACACGCCCUCCGUUUAUGAGAACGGCAAGUUUGAGAGACAUCGAGAUGAAGAAAGAAGUAACAAGAAGAGCGGAAUGCAUCUCGAGACACCUAAACGAACGUCCUCGAGAUCGGGUUUCAGCGACGUCACGUUACCGAGUUUGCCACGCUCCGACACGCAGCCAGCUUUGAGCAAAGCCAAAGAGGACGGCAUGGGCACGUACGAGAGCUGGGAUUAUGUGUUCAGGAAUUUAUCGAGUAAGAAUAAAGAUGGGGACAGCAGAAGUGGCUUUUCGCAGUCGCUCGAUAGAGAUUCUAGGACGUUAGAUAGAUUGGAAAGAGAGGAAAGGAGAUCGAAGUAUCAACCGACCACGUUGGAUUUGGAAGACGGAUUGCAAGCCCUCAACCUUGAUCGAACUUACGACGAGGAGAUGUACAGGACUGCGAAAGUUAACGAGAAUCUCAUGAGGUUGAAGCAGGAACAGGAGUCGAAGCGAGCGAAACAGCUCAGCAAGAAACAUCCGGACGACAAAAAGAAACGUCACUCGGCGGAGGCCGUCGGCAAUCCAAAAGCGGACGGCCUCAUACCCACCAAAGUGCCUUCGGAUAAAGUUAAAUUACUGUCAAAGAAGGAAAUAAAAGACAGGAAGGAGGUUUUAAAGCAGCAGAACUUUAUCAAUGGAUCCGGUUCAAAUAGUGCUGAAGUUAAAAAAGUGAAAAAACCAAUAAAGUUGGUGGCUGCUGAGCUCGAUAGGAACAACAAGAGCAAACCGUUGGAGAAUGGUGUGGAUAGAACGCAACACCUAACGAAAACUGCUGCAACAUCCAGCGCGCAUUCGAGUUACGAUAUAAAGGCUCAGUUAGUAGUCACAUUAGACGAGCCCAACCACAUUCGUCGCUCCCCACCGAAGUAUAACCAUCAGAAUGGAGAUAGAGAAAGUGGUAACCUGCAUAAUAGUGAGAAAGAGAGACCAAAUACGGCAGAGAGCGAGUCGAAGAGAGACAAAUGGCAGUGCUCAACAUGUACGUAUUUAAAUAAGUUAACUUUACAAGCUUGCGAAAUGUGUGGCAAGUCCAAACGUGGUCCGGAGAUACAGCCUCUCACGUCUGGAGGGCGGGAGUGUCCCGCGUGCACUUUAGUUAACACUCGCAAUGCGACUGUCUGCGAUGCAUGCGGAACCAGCUUGCAACAUUGUCCCACAUACAUUUAAAGUUCAAAAUUCUAUGAUAAUGAUUUUGAACCUAUUGCCAAGUUUAUUCUAGUUCAAACCCCACCCUUGAACCAAAUGUUUAAAAAAUUACAUUUAAUUAUUCUUGUAACCGUGGGUUCCUGAAGCUAAAAUCCUCGUUUAAAACAUAUUGUUAUCUCUGUCUUGUCAAAGAUAAUGACAAGUAUGACGAUAUGUUUUAUACACAGAUUUUGGUGUCAGUAACUCACGGUAAAUGAUUCAAAAUAUUUAAUGUUACCACAACUGCUGUUAAUUAACUGUUGGAUAUAUUUAAAAUUGAUUCUGAGUGUUAAUUUUCCAAAGCUGAUGUUUUCCUUUGUCGCAUUUUAAGCCAUUUUAAUCGCAAGGGCGGGGUAAUUUUGUUAUUUAUUAUUUUGUAUAAUUUUUACAUCUAAUUUUAUUUAGUGGCAACCCUAUAAUCUAGCAGAUGGAGUUCCUGUUAGGUCCCAGGUUAUCUGUUUUUUUUUUAUUUAUUCUUAUAUUAUAAAGUAGUUUCACUCUUUAUUAUGUCAAAUAUACCAACUCAAAACUCAAACUUUGUAAAAUUAUUACAUUUUUUAUUUUGAUUGGAAAUAUUGUGUAAUUUAUUAAAAUUUCUGAGUUUAAAGUUGUAAAAAAGGUUACAGGUAACAUUUUGUAAUUAUAUAUUUUAGAGUUAAUUGGUAGUGAUUUUUGCAAAGUUUGUGUAUUGAGUUGGUAUCAACUUAACAUAGCUUCGAAUAUGUUGACAUUAUGUGUAUGAUAUAUUAAUGUUAUAUCGAGUCAUUAUAAUAUAUUUUCACGUUAUUGUUAAAUUUGCUCAUUAUUUUGUUUGUCUUGUAAAAUAUAAUGAAAAUUAUUAAUUUAUUUGUUUACUGCAGCUUAGUGAGACAGGGUAAUUGAAGUCGUAAAGAGAUUUAUGGGGAAUUUCUUUUAUAUAAUCGAGACCGAGGUAUUAUUAGCUAUUUUAAAACUAUAACUAAAUUGAUAAUUGCUAACGUAGUGAUAGUGUUUAUUUCGCCUUCAAAAAUGCUUUAAACAUUGGUUGAAAUCUAGAAUGGUAAAUUUUUUGAAUCGAUCUGUGUAUAUAGUUGAUAGAGUUUGUAAAUAUUAUAAUCGUAUCUAUGGUAACGACCUCAUAGCACAGUGGUAUGCCUAGGUCUUGAGUUUGAAUACGACGGAUAAAAAAAAAAUUGUCUAUAAUAAAAUAAAUAUUUCAAUACGUUUAGACAGUAUUCCCUUGUUAGGUUUAGACAUAUUCCUAAAUAAGUUUGGUGUAAAUUGGAUUUUUAAUCUUUUACCACCAAUGAUAAAAAUGUAAUAGAAUUUUAAAUAAACUGAUAUAUAAACAUGG